Messenger RNA from Pygoscelis adeliae (Adelie penguin), 924 nucleotides. It is a transcript of the gene AJAP1, whose product is annotated as adherens junctions associated protein 1. The record is from RefSeq and is a predicted model, not a curated record. Gene Ontology annotation, cellular component: cytoplasmic side of plasma membrane; adherens junction; cell-cell contact zone. Lineage: Eukaryota; Metazoa; Chordata; Aves; Sphenisciformes; Spheniscidae. The transcript has 6 exons. Gene Ontology annotation, molecular function: beta-catenin binding. Bases 1 to 924 code for a protein of 307 amino acids.
AUGGCACCGCUUUCCCGUGCUGCUGGGGGGUGUUUCGGGUGGCUGGGCUUGGGGAGCUGGGGUGUGCCGUGCCGGGAGGGAGCGCUGGGAUGCUCCCCUGCCUUUCUAAUACAGUUGCUGUCUGUCCGCAGGUCAAGUUGCCCGCUCGGAAGCCAUGCUUGGAUUUUAAUAGCCAUGUUCCACCUAGCCAUGGACCUCGCCAGCUGCCAGCCCCCAGCCAGCGACCUGCCGUGGUUGGUGCCUCCGGCCUCGCUGGCAUCGUCCAGUCCGGGUACAGGGGGUCUGGUGGGCUCGUUGCCCGCUGUCAGCCGGCUGCGGCAGCCCGUCCGCCUGCUCCGUUUGCAGCACCCUCUCCGCAAAGCUCGGGAGGAGGUGGAGGCGUCCCGGUGCCCGUGGCGUGCAAGAACAGAGGAAGGAGACUUGUGGCAGGGGGGGGGGGGUGGCGGGGGGCUUUGCUCGCCACUGCCUGGGAUCCCUCUUGGCUCCCGUCCCCACUCUCUCUCCUUUCUUUUUUCCGCAGGUCUGGCGGUUCAUCAGAUAAUCACUAUUACCGUGUCCCUCAUCAUGGUCAUAGCCGCUCUGAUAACAACUCUUGUCUUAAAAAAUUGCUGCGCGCAGAGCGGGCGUCCGCGGCGCAACAGCCACCAGCGCAAGCUGGACCAGCAGGAGGAGAGCUGCCAGAACCUGACCGACUUCGCUCCCGCCCGCGUGCCCAGCACCCUCGACAUCUUCACCGCCUACAACGAGACGCUGCAGUGCUCCCACGAGUGCGUCCGGACCCCCGUGCCCGUCUACGCAGAGGAGGCGUUGCGCUCGCCCGGGGAUUAUAAAACAACCUUCAAUGGAAACAGACCCUCUUCUUCUGACCGGCAUCUUAUUCCCGUGGCCUUUGUGUCUGAGAAAUGGUUUGAAAUCUCCUGCUGA